AUGGACAAUGUAGGAGAAUGUGGCGUACGGUUAAGCGGUUCGCGUUGCAAAAGUUACACAUUGGCGGUGGGCUCUUUGUUAAAUGGUAUUGGUGUGUUAAAAGAGUAUGACCUAGCCUUAAACGUACAAAGCAUCGGUUCAUCCAAUGACCUCACAACGCAAGAUCGCGAUAAACGUCUACUGAUUGAGGUUUGGGAUUGGGAUCGUACAUCACGUAAUGACUUCAUGGGCUCAUUUUCAUUCAGCUUGGAAGAGAUACAGAAGGAACCCAUCGACGGCUGGUACAAGUUUCUCUCUCAAGUUGAGGGCGAGUACUACAACAUACCGUGCUCGGAUCCGGUCAACGACAUAGCGCGCUUGCGCGAUGAAGUGCGAAUGGGCAAAAAAACCGAUAAUAGGCGCCGCAUGGACAACAAAGAUAUGCCACACAAUAUGAGCAAACGCGAUAUGAUACGUGCAGCAGAUUUCAAUUUCAUCAAAGUACUUGGCAAGGGUUCGUUCGGUAAAGUGCUGCUGGCCGAGCGCCGUGGUACCGAUGAGCUGUAUGCUGUGAAAGUGCUGCGCAAGGAUGUCAUCAUCCUGACCGACGACAUGGAAUUGCCCAUGACUGAGAAGCAAGUGUUGGCGUUGUCAGGCAAACCGCCAUUUUUGGUCUCACUACACUCGUGCUUCCAGACUAUGGUGAGUGUGAGCGGAUCGUCUAUUCUUUGUCAUGGAGUACUGCAAAGGCGGUGA
This is a messenger RNA of Anastrepha ludens (Mexican fruit fly), 735 nucleotides long. Its product is annotated as protein kinase C, eye isozyme-like. The record is from RefSeq and is a predicted model, not a curated record. Gene Ontology annotation, biological process: intracellular signal transduction; peptidyl-serine phosphorylation. NCBI's taxonomy places the organism in Eukaryota, Metazoa, Arthropoda, Insecta, Diptera, Tephritidae. Bases 1 to 735 code for a protein of 244 amino acids. The transcript has 5 exons. Gene Ontology annotation, molecular function: protein serine/threonine kinase activity; ATP binding.